AAGAUGAGCUUCAAAAAGCAACACAAAAUAGUUUUGUGGUGGUUUGCUAUUGUUUUCCAAUUUUUCUUGCUUGUCAAUGGUUCAAGGGUGCACCAUGAUAGGAACAGUACUCUAGCCAAAGAGAGUCGCAAAUUGCAACAAGUUUCUCCUCCUGUCACAAUGACUAUCACAACUGGCUAUGUGGUAAUUGAUAAUGGCAUUGUGCAACUUUCUUUAACUAAUCCCACUGGAGCAAUUGUUGGAGUUAAAUAUAAUGGGAUCGAUAAUCUCCUCGAACCCUUACAAGAAACACAGAGGGGAUAUUGGGAUACUGUGUGGAGCGGUAAAUUUGACACGCUUUUUGCGUCAAAGUUUAGUGUGAUAGCACAAGAUGUUAACAAAGUCGAAGUUUCUUUCAAAAAAACAUAUGACCCUUCGAGUGGUAACAAUCCUCCUCUAAACGUUGACAAAAGGUAUGUGAUGCUGCGUGGGAGUUCUGGAUUUUAUUCAUAUGGAAUAUUUGAACACUUAAAAGGAUGGCCUGAUCUAAACUUGGAUGAAGCUAGAAUUGCUAUUAAGCUCAGCAAGUCACUGUUCCAUUAUAUGGCAAUAUCAGACGAUAGGCAAAGGGUAAUGCCAUCAGAAGAGGAUCGUGCAAGUGGACAAGUUCUCGAUUUUGAAGAAGCUGUUAAACUCACAAAUCCAUCCAACCCUAAACUCAAAAACGAGGUCGAUGACAAGUACCAAUAUUCGGAUGAGGUAAAAAAUAUUAAAGUUCAUGGGUGGAUUAGUGAUACUCCACACAUGGGUUUUUGGGUAAUUUCACCAAGUUAUGAAUAUUGUAAUGGUGGUCCUAUGAAGCAAGAUCUUACCUCUCAUGUUGGUCCAACGUCAAUGGCUGUAUUUUUCAGUAGGCAUUAUGCAGGGCCACAAUUGGGAGUUUCACUAACAAAUGGUGAGGCAUGGACAAAAGUUUUUGGUCCAGUAUUUUUCUAUGUUAAUUCAGAUUCUAGCAAUGACCACAGCAUACUUUGGGAAGAUGCCAAAACACAGAUGAAUGAAGAAACUAAAAAAUGGCCAUAUGAUUUCCCUGCAUCAACGGAUUAUCCCCAUGCGAAUCAACGUGGCUCAGUUAGUGGUCAAUUAAUGGUCCAUGACUGGUACAUAAACAAAGAUGCUGUUCCUGCAAAAAAUGCAUAUAUUGGACUUGCUGCACGUGGAGUCAUUGGAUCUUGGCAAAGUGAGACCAAGGGUUAUCAAUUUUGGACUCAAACUGAUAAUUCUGGUAACUACAAGAUAAAUAAUGUCAGACCUGGAAUUUAUGGCUUAUAUUCUUGGGUCCCUGGAGUUAUGGGAGAUUACAAGUUCUCUUCUGAUGUGGCUAUCACACAAGGGAAGGAAACACAUUUAGGUCAAAUAAUUUUUGAAGCUCCAAGAAAUGCUCCAACUCUAUGGGAAAUUGGAUUUCCAGACAGAACUGCUUCUGAAUUCUUUAUACCCGAUCCAUUGCCUAGUCUUCAAAAUUAUUUGUACAUUAACAGUACUGUAUAUAAGUUUAGACAAUAUGGUUUAUGGGAUCGUUACACGGAUUUAUAUCCUAAUGGAGACUUAGUAUACAAAGUUGGUGUUAGUGAUUUUCGAAAAGAUUGGUUCUUUGCCCAUGUAAACAGGAGAAAUACUGACAACAGUUUUUCACCAGCGACAUGGCAAAUUUCAUUUGCUCUUAAAAAUGUGGAUCCUGCUGGCACUUAUUAUCUUCGUAUAGCUUUGGCUUCUGCAUCCUAUGCUCAUUUGCUAAUGUGGAUAAAUACUCCCUCAAAACCAAGGCCAUGGUUUGAUUCAUCACAAGUUGGAUUGAGUAAUGCAAUAGCCAGACAUGGGAUUCAUGGAUUAUAUAUGAUUUUCAAUAUUGAAUUUCCAGGGACUCAACUUCAUGUUGGUGAAAAUAUAAUAUAUUUGAAGCAAGCAUCAGUUAAUGGUCCUUUUACUGGACUCAUGUAUGAUUAUAUUCGUCUCGAAGGUCCUUCACAAUAGAAAGAGGAGGAUUUUGAUAAUUAGAAGAUAGAUUUUCCCCCCUAAAGGGGAUAUAAACAAUCAUGAUUUUAUUUAUACAUAGGUAUAGUCAUUUUUUUUUAGUUUUGCCAUUCAAUUAUUGUCUUGAGAACGGAUGUUGUUCUCGAGAGUACUUUAGUUUUGAGAACGGAUGUUGCUAGUCAAUUAUUACCAGUCUAAUAAAAUUCUCUCAUCGUUGGUACUUUAGUUUUGUUUGUUUGUUUGUCUUCGGUUUAUUAUCUCUAAUAAUUACUAGUGUUUGCCUUACUAGCUUACUUGAUUUGCUUAAUGUGUCUAUUACAUAUGCUUUUAUGUCUCAAACUUGCAGAUUUUUUUUUUUUUUUUUUUUUUUGUUGUCAUUUUAUAAAACUUAAGACAAUUCUCGCAAGGACAAUCCAAUGAUAUGAUUCAUAGGUCACAUGUCGAAUCAAAGUGUUACAAGUUUAAUUUUCUUUACUUCCA
Molecule: messenger RNA, 2493 nt
Organism: Lycium ferocissimum
Lineage: Eukaryota; Viridiplantae; Streptophyta; Magnoliopsida; Solanales; Solanaceae
Exons: 16
Coding region: 4-2013 (669 amino acids)
Biological process (GO): carbohydrate metabolic process
Molecular function (GO): carbohydrate binding; catalytic activity
Source: RefSeq, a predicted model, not a curated record